Naegleria gruberi is the source of this 2733-nucleotide messenger RNA. RefSeq lists its product as uncharacterized. The transcript has a single exon. The record is from RefSeq and is a predicted model, not a curated record. NCBI's taxonomy places the organism in Eukaryota, Heterolobosea, Eutetramitea, Acrasida, Naegleriidae. Bases 1 to 2172 code for a protein of 723 amino acids.
AUGUUUAACUUGAAUGAUUAUCUGAAUAGUUUCAAGGCCAAAGGGGCAUCAGAAUCUAGAAAACGAGGAUUUUUACAACUCUACUCAUCCGAAUACAUUCAACCAAGUAAAUAUUUACUAAUUUCCGAAGAAGAAAACAAGACAGAAGAAACAACUCAACCAUCGAAUGAUGAUAAACAACAGGUUGAUGACGUUCAAGAAGAAGAGGAAUUCAAAGAUCAUCGUUCGGCCAUCAAGAUUAUUCCUGAGAGAAUUCACUCCUCCGAUCAUGAUAACCUUCAUCAGAAUAAUAAUUUAAUUGUUGAAGAUUGUUGGAGGGUCAUCUUUGAAUUCUGUCAAGCUCCAGAGAUGAAGAGUAUGAUCUUGGUUUGUAAGAAUUGGUUUCACCUAUUCCUUCCACAAUUAAAAUCAUUUAUAGAGACGUGUCGUGUUAUGUACGAUGAAAAUGUGCAUUUGGAAGAAUUGAAACAACAUGUUGAAAAUAAUGGGGAUAGUGGCACGAUCGCUGAUGGUUUGUUUACUGAAUUGGCAACUUGGAAGGCAUAUUUGUGUUAUGAUGAUUUGGAUGAGAAGGAGUAUUCUGGGUUGAGUUGGGAUAGAAUUAAUGACAAUCAGGUAGAGAUUGAGAUUGAAGGGUUGAACUAUAGACAAAAGGUUCUUCCGUUUGGAGUUCCACUUUGUAAGGGAACUAUUUCAGAUCAGUAUGAAUUGGUUUCGAGUGAAAUUGACACUAAAACAUAUAGAAAAAUGAUUGAACAAUUUAUGGGAAUUCCUCACUCAGAGCAAGGAACUAUUUGCUUCAACCCGUUUGAGUUGAGUGAUAAGAUGGAACAAGAGAAGGAUAUGGUGAAUGUAUAUCUUCAUGAAAUCCAAGAGUCACUUGAUACAGACACAGAUGGUCCAAUAGCUCUUGAUGGAAAUGUAAUCUACACUGAUGACACUUCUUAUACCAGUGCACAGGAUUCUUCUGAUUUUACAUUUUAUGCUCUGAGAUCAGGCAUUAAAAGAUUGGCCAGAAGAGGUGGUAUUAAGUACUUUGAACCAUCAGUAAUUGAGGAUAUGUUAUAUGAAUUGAAGAAGGUAAUUCAUUUAACCCUCAAAGACGCCUACGAGAAAAAGUUUCCAAACAAGACUGAAGAAUUGAAAUUCGAAGAAUCCAGGUAUCAAUAUGAUACAUAUCGCAUCGAUCCAUACGAUGCAUAUUGUCCAACAUUUGAUGAUAAUAUUGAUACUGACCUCAAAUUAAAUCAUGAGGAAAUUUUAGAAUCAUUCGAAAAGGUUACUGGCUUGAAAGUAACGUAUGCUACUGUAGAAGAUCCUUAUGAAUUGAACGAUUCAGGUAUGAAGGAGUAUUACGCAAAAGAACACGGUACUCAAUCAGUCCAUGAACUAGAGGUAAAUUCUAAAGAUUCACCAUUAAAAGGCGACGGGAAUGAAUUAGAAGGACCAACAACUGCUGGGGACACACCAAGUGAGGAUGAAGAAUCGGAAGAAGAUCUUGAGAUAUCAGAUGGUGAAGAUUCUGAAACAGAAGAAGAGGACGAGCCGAGUCAGAAAACAAUCACUGAGCAAAACUUUAUUGAUGAUAGUGAGAUUUACACUUUUGAUUUGGACAAUCUUGGGGAUUCUCUACAAGAUGAAUUAAUGAAAGUUUCUAUUCGAGUUCAUGAACAAGUGUAUGGAAAAGAAAGAGCUCAUUCGGAAAAGCUCUAUCUCAAACAUUGGUAUGGCUGUGGUGAUUUAUUCUUCCAGAAUUGUUCGAAGGAUUUGGAUAAUCCUCCUUCUAUGCAGUUUAUACCUCAACAAAAGACUGAUGAAGCAAUAAUUGAAGGAGAAGCAAAUGUUGAAGAAACGCCAAACGAUGUUGAAUCCACUUUUCAAUAUCCACAAAGAUAUCAAGUUAUUUAUGAUGACGAAGUUUCAGUUGAAGAAGAGUUUCAAACAAAUGAAAAGGAAACCCUUGAAAGUGUUUGUAAAGAAGAUUUGGAAUAUUUUGGUUACACGCUCUAUGAUGACAAUUUCGAUGAGUUUCCAAUAUUUAAUGGAGAGGACGAUUCAGAUGAAAAUCUUGAACAAUCUUCUGAAGAAGAAUCUCUCCAAUACCAACUACGAAGAAUGCUAAGAGAACAAUCAUAUCAAUGCAUUGUCAAUUACUUUGCCUCUCAUCAAUAGCCUUCGCAAGAAAUGAGUCAAGGCAUUCCAAUCUGGUUUCAGAAUGGAUGAGGAUUUUAUUUCACCUUGGUUUUGAGUUUUUGUUUAAACUCUGUAGAAUACACUUGCUUUUCCUACUAUCUCAUUGAGCAAUUCUACAAAUUUAUCAAGCACUUCUCCGUAAUCGUAUUUUGGAUAGGUUUUGGCUGUGUUUGCAAGUUCAGUAAAAGUUGGCUUGUCUACUUGUUUUGAAUAUUGAUCAUAACGACUGAAUUGUUGUUGUGAGUGGCUUGUCAUAUAUUUGUGCUGAUAUACUCUUAAAUGCCUUAACCACUUAGCCAAUCCAAAGAAAAUCCAAAUGGUUAUCAAUAACACUUUCAACAGACAAACGUGAAAAUGCGGAAUUGUUAUUUAAUAAUUAAUAAUAUGAAAUUGAGGAAGUAUACUGCAGCGUUUACUUCAAGUUUGACAAAAUUUUAAUGUUUUAAAAAAAAAUUGUUUGAUGAAAUUCAAUUUAGGAGAGUAUUUUGGAACAAACACUAGCUUAACUCGGUUUCUAAUAAAGUCCAAAUAGUCAAAUUG